Messenger RNA from Cylas formicarius (sweet potato weevil), 2986 nucleotides. Its product is annotated as ankyrin repeat and death domain-containing protein 1A-like. The transcript has 11 exons. The coding region runs from base 953 to 2602 and encodes 549 amino acids. Gene Ontology annotation, molecular function: protein binding. Gene Ontology annotation, biological process: signal transduction. NCBI's taxonomy places the organism in Eukaryota, Metazoa, Arthropoda, Insecta, Coleoptera, Brentidae. The record is from RefSeq and is a predicted model, not a curated record. Gene Ontology annotation, cellular component: cytoplasm; nucleus.
AAGAUAGUUUCGGGUAUACAUUUUUGGUGUUUAAGGGUUUGCAUAAGUCAUAGGGGUAGCAAAUCAGCAAAUUGGAUAGACUGUUUUGUUUGAACAAAUUUAAUUUAUUUGUGCGAGUAUUGUUUAAUUCCGUUGAAUAUGAUAGAUAAUCGACUCGAAUGAAUAGCAAUGGAGUCGCUCAUUGUCGGUAUAAAAAUCGAAUCCGCUAUAGAAGACAUAACUUAAACGGUUUUGAAAAUAAACAUGACGUGCGGAAAAAUUAUUAAUUAAAAUGCGGUUAAGGAACACAUCCGUUCACGAAAACGCCAUCCCCAAUGAGCUUUUCGUGUAAAACAAGGUCCUUUAUUUAAUUCCAACGGAGUAAGUGCUUCACGCACGCAUACGCUAGGAAAGGCGCCGGCGCUUGCCGCCAGUGGCGUACUGACUUCUUUGACUUCCGAAAAAUCCCAUCACGACAAGUUUCUCGGCGAUAUUAACGUUAAGGACGUUUAAAUUCACGGAUUUUCGAGUUCAAAUGGAAGGGAAACUUUAAAAACAGGCCCUCCGGCGUGCAAAUACCGCGGUAAAGUCACCGGUCGCCGCGACGCCCGCCUCAAAGAGACGGGAGCGUGUACGAGCGCAUCGGACGGCGGUUUAGUGCGUCGCGACGCGUCCUGCUGUAACCGAACUGCGGUCGCAGCCCCCUUUUAUCACUUACGUCGCCAAGUGCGAGAUAGAAAAUCAAACAGGGAGUAAGAGGAAACCCGUCUCGAUCCGCCCCGCAAGCUCGCCAAGAGAUUCAAGGACGUGCCUAAAAAUUGAUUUUAAUUUUUAAACACAACAGGAAGGAGGCUCGUCUCUUAUCUGGACGUCAUGUCGUGGGACUGAAUUUUGUCACCCAACGGGGCAGUCAGGCGAAACGAAUGCGACGCUACAGAACUAGAAAGCUCAUCGUUGUUAUUGCCAAGCUCCCAUGGCGACUAUUCCCAUAGGCUGUCCCACUCGAGGCAACUGCCCGUCCCCCACUUCGACUCCGGAAGAGCUGGAACGCCGGGCGAUCAUCCAGAGGAAUGACCUUUUGCUCCACGAAGCGGUCAUCAAAAACGACACCGAAGGUGUCAGGAGGAUACUCAACGACCCCUGCGAUGUCAAUUCUCGAAACAACUACGGACGAGCGCCUAUUCACUGGGCUUCGGCUCGGGGCAACCUGGAUAUCAUGGAGAUGCUGGUCGGCGCCCAUUGCGACAUCGAAGCUAGAGACAAGUACGGAAUGCGUCCGAUCCAUAUGGCAACGUGGCAUGGUCAUCCCGCAGCCGUCCAAACGCUAAUAAACCUGGGGGCUUGCACUAACGCUACGACAAAGACCCAGUACACGCUGCUCAUCUGCGCCGCCAGAAAUAACCGCUGCGACGUGGUGGACUACCUCUUAGAAACGCUAGAGGACGUCCACCUAGACGCCGUCGACGCUGAAGGUCAAACGGCCAUCUUCCACGCCGCUUCCAACGGGCACGGUGCGAUAGUCAGACGUCUGGUGGAGGUGGGCGCCGCCACAGACAAAAAAAAUAAGGAUUCGAGGACCGCACUGCACGAAGCGUGUCAGAACGGGCACUGGGAAGUGGCCCAAUAUUUGUUAGCGCACGAAGCCGACAUGGAAGCGCGAGACAACCAGGAAAACACGCCACUUCACGUGGCCGCCCAGCACCAACAGACGCGAUUGGUGCAGGUGUUGUUGGACGCCGGGGCCGAUCCAGAUAUUGAAAAUCAGAAGGGCUCGACGGCCCUGCACAUAGCCGCUAGCCUCGGCUGCAGAGGCAUCGUGCAAUUGCUCCUCCAGCACGGAGCUUCUUUAACCAAACAGAACCAGUGUGGAAACACCCCUCUCCACAUGGCGUGCCAAGCCAACGAGGUGGAAACCGUCGAGAUCCUGAUAAACAAAGGCUCGGACCCCAACUGCCUAAACAAGAGGCUGCAGUCGCCUAUCCACAUCGCUGCAGAAAUGGGCUACACCGACAUCUGCAAGCUGCUGCUCAGCGCUGGUGCUGACAUAGAGCAACGAGAGCAAGGAGGUCGCACUCCUCUCUAUAUAGCGGCCAGAGGUAGCUUCACCGCCAUCGUGGACAUGAUCAUCAAAACUGCCCGGCUGGACUACCCCAGCAAGGAAGUCCAAGCGGAUACCAAGAAGGAAGUCGGACUGAAACCCAAACUGAGCAGAAAGUGGAGGUCCACUUCCAAGGACGAAAAGUGUCUAAGGGAGAACGAGAGACUGAAGGAGAUACUCUACAAACUGGCCUACAAGCACCUGAGUCACGGCGAAUGGAAGAGACUAGCAACGUACUGGGCUUUUACGGAAGAUCAGAUCAAAGCUAUCGAGCAUCAGUACAAUGGUCCCCAAAGUUACAAGGAGCACGGCUUCAGGAUGCUGCUAAUCUGGGCUCACGGUCUAGCUCCGGACGUUAAUCCAUUCAAGGAGCUAUACGAGAGUCUGGUAGCUAUCGGAAAAAGACCUUUAGCCGGUAAGGUACCUCUUGCUGCCACGUGGAUGGUAACUUUUAGCUUUUUUAGACACCCUGAGGAGGAAAAUCGACCAGGAGAACGAAACGAGGAGGAAAGGGCGCAAGGAUAAGUGCAACAGGUGCACCAUCAGUUAGAGGUGCUUUUUUGUAAUUUAGAGUUUUGCAACGAAUUCCGGCUUAUCGGCGUUUACCCUCCCUUUUGUUGUUUAGACGUGUAAUAUCGAUACAUAUCCCUGGUAGACCAAACUACUAACGUCUUCGUAUCCUUGCCGAAAACUUCAAGGUCCAAUUAUUGUAAUUCGAUGGAAUUGCGAAAUGUUUGUAUUAAUAUGUUAGUAUUCGUUUAUUUUCUAUACCGCUAGCGCUGUUGCAAAUUGGAGCCAAUUACGUUUUUAGUGUGUACGGUUCCCUUUUAGGGGUACGGAGUUGAAUACAUCAUACGAUAUAUUUUCUAUUCUAUUUUCCUAAUCGAUGUACGCAGAAAUAAAUAACCU